AUGGGGUAUCGCCUGGAUAAACGCGGUGGUAGGAUGCUGCAGGAGGGCUUGUCAGACACGUGUGACGCGGGGAAGGGCCGGACGAAGGGUUCGUACCUCUACGGGUCACAGCUAUCACACUUCUCGUCGUGCUUGACCGUCUUGACAUUCGAGACGCCGCAGUUUGCACUUCUUGAUGCAGCGCAUGGGGCCUCGUCUAUCGUCGAGUGGCCGCAGCCGUACUUGUGUACGACCUUUGUGCACAUGUUGGCGGAAAUAGGCGAGGACGCAAGCAAGGCGCGUUGCGUUGCACGGCGGGAGGGGGGGCGCCUUGUGCGGGCGGCGCUGAGGGUCGUGGGAGGAGGACAGCGGGGGUGGAGUGGAGGGGGGGCGCGCCGAUUGGUGGGACAGCAGCAGGACCGCAGGGGAGCUCCUUCUGAGUUGGUCGCAGACGGAAGGCACCCGUGGGCGCUGGGACAGGACAGUGACGGAGCUCGGCUCGACGAAAUGGAGAAAUGGAGAAUUGGAGAAUUGGUGGAUGCUUGGGUGCUGGCGGGUGCUGGCGUGUGCUGGCGGGCGGCUGGUGGGCGGCUGGUGGGUGCUGGCGGGCGUCUGGCGGGCGUCUGGCAGGAGAUGGGAUGGGAACUUCAAGAAGGGCAAGCAGCGGGAUGUGGAGCAGCAAGUCAAGGUAGCUCGCCAGCUAAAUGGGCAGCCGAGCAGAGCAAUGACAACAGAAGCGUGCCGGGAGAGGAUGGUACGAUCGUUCCAAAGGGGGCAGCCGGGGCAGCAGGAGAGUUUUAUAAGACAAACAUCGCAGCGUGCCGGACUGACGGUACCUCUGGACAGACGUUAGAUUACUGCCGCUGCCCGUUUGCAACGAGAGUGCGACAGUCGUGUACAGCCGUUGGCUCCGUCCGGAAAGGCAAGGACUGA
This is a messenger RNA of Ascochyta rabiei, 912 nucleotides long. RefSeq lists its product as uncharacterized. The record is from RefSeq and is a predicted model, not a curated record. The transcript has a single exon. Lineage: Eukaryota; Fungi; Ascomycota; Dothideomycetes; Pleosporales; Didymellaceae. Bases 1 to 912 code for a protein of 303 amino acids.